ACUAAGAAUACAAGGGCGUCCAAUGUAAUUCUUCAUUGGGCGUAACAGAGCAACAUAAACCCUCCAAAUCUCCGGUUCCGGCCGGGCAGUGAUAAAAACCUCCGAUUCUCCGGCCAUUUCUGAGCUCCACAGCGGUCCAACAAUGACGAUACACUCAGCGUUAAUCCAGAAACUUCUGAGCACAAACGCGCACCUGGGGAAGCGCGUGGCGCAGAACCACUUCAAGAUCUACUCCGCCGGUUCCCGCAACGCUAUGACCGUCAUCGACUCCGACAAAACCCUAAUCUGCCUCCGCAGCGCCUGCGACUUCAUCGGCAGCCUCGUCCGCGACAGGGCGCGCUUCAUCUUCGUCAACACCAACACGCUCUUCGACGACAUCAUCGACCAGAUGACGAAGACCAUCGGCUGCCGCAACGACACCUCCUGGCGUCUCGGGGGCUUUUUGACGAACAGCUCGAGCCCGCGGAAGUUCAGAAGCCGCAAGAAGAAGUUCAACCUUACUUCCGUCCAGGCCCCCGAUUGCGUCGUGAUUUUCGACACUGACAGGAAAUCUUCCGUCAUUGAGGAGGCUUCUAGGCUGCAGAUUCCCAUCGUCGGGCUGGUUGACUCCAGCACACCCUGGGAUACUUAUAAGAAGAUCACAUACCCUAUACCGGCCAAUGACUCGGUUCAAUUUGUCUAUUUGUUCUGCAAUUUGAUCACCAAGACAUUCCUUCAUGAACAGAAGAAGCUCAAUGCUGCUGGCACCCGAGAGGAUGUUCAAUUCCUUGACCAAUGCAAGACGGCUGCUACCAAGGACAAAGUAUCUGUUCUCCCUUAUGAGAACUUAGAACCGCUUUCUGAGGAUCUUUCUGAAACUAAACAGCUAUUGGACAAACUUGUUGUUUUGAACUUCAGUGGUAAUUUGGGUACAGAUAUGGGCUCCAAUAAGACAAAAUGUGCUAAUGAAAUAUCUGACGAGAUGGCAUGUUUGGAUGUAAUUAUCAAUAAUAUUGAGUCUCUCAAUUCAAAAUAUGGCUGCAAUAUCCCUUUGCUUCUGAUGAGCACAGUAAACACCGAAAAGGGUAUCCAGAAGGUCUUGGCAAAACAUUCUAAUAAAAACAUCUACUCCUUGCUUCAGCAUCAUGAAGAAACUAGUGGUAAUGAUGUGCAUCAGCAGUCUCAAAAACCAAGUCCCAAGGAUGAAUUAUAUCCUUCCAAUCUGAAUGAGGUUUUCAUUUCCUUGAAGAAGAGUUGGAAACUUGAUGUGCUAUUGUCCCAGGGUAAAGAGUAUAUCCUUCUGGUGCAGCCAGACAACCUUGCUGAUUUGGUUGAUCCAAAAAUCCUAAGUCAUCUGAUUAGAAACAAUAUCCAAUACUGCGUUGAGGUGUUGCCUACAACUUUCGGUGCGGAAAAUAGCGACUUUGCUCGUGAACAAAAGGUUCAGGUGGAGGAUUUGAAGUCUACUAAGAAACUGUGGAUGAAUAUGAAUCUCAUUGAAUCACUAGCAAGAAGAACUUCGCUGAAUUUCUCGAUAUCAGAGUUUCUAAAUCGGCCCUUCGCUGUUGCUGUUCCAAAACCAGAAGUUGACUGCGUUUGAGAAGAGUACCACGGAGUACUUUUUUUUUUACCCCGGCGUAGAUUAGCUGCUGGAUUAUUAUUAUUAUUAUUAUUAUUAUUGAAGAAUUUGUAUAAUGUGUGACGCGCGGUGCAUAAUUGAUUAUGCACCGUGGUAUUACUCAAUCUCGUAGGCGGUCGCAAUCACUAUUCGACGAUGUAUCUAUGCCUUAUGAGUUAUGACCCUAGUUCCUAUUGGUAGUUGAACUUGUAACCUUAUAGAUAAUAUGACACAUUUUUUAAUUAAGAUGGCCGAGUAUAUUGGGGGUGUUUGGUAAA
Ipomoea nil (Japanese morning glory) is the source of this 1875-nucleotide messenger RNA. Its product is annotated as UTP--glucose-1-phosphate uridylyltransferase. The transcript has 14 exons. Gene Ontology annotation, biological process: UDP-alpha-D-glucose metabolic process; glycogen metabolic process; translation. Gene Ontology annotation, cellular component: cytoplasm; ribosome. Lineage: Eukaryota; Viridiplantae; Streptophyta; Magnoliopsida; Solanales; Convolvulaceae. Gene Ontology annotation, molecular function: UTP:glucose-1-phosphate uridylyltransferase activity; structural constituent of ribosome. The record is from RefSeq and is a predicted model, not a curated record. Bases 143 to 1579 code for a protein of 478 amino acids.